Molecule: messenger RNA, 2034 nt
Organism: Paramecium sonneborni
Lineage: Eukaryota; Ciliophora; Oligohymenophorea; Peniculida; Parameciidae
Source: the annotation of a GenBank genome assembly
AUGAAAGCUAAAGCAAUAAUUGAAUUUAUCGUUUUUGUGGAUUCACUAAAAACAAUAGGGAUCUUUUUAUUGGAUGAGGGAAUGUAUCAAAUAAGGAUUAACUUAUAUAUAUAGAGUGUAAGUGAUUUUGAGUAUUGCAGUCCCAAAAUUUGAAGAUUCCUUUAACUCCGAAAGAAACCUUGAUAUUCAAGAGGAACGAAUAACAAUAUUUGCCAUAACACAUAAUAGAUAAUUUUUAUAUGAGUGAUGCUUUUUUAUUGAGAUAAUGGACAGAGGAAGUAAUAAAUUAUUUAAAUAUGGUAAGGAAAAAUUUGAGAUAAAAAAUGGAUGUAGGUUCAGUGGAGCAAUUCCACAUAAUUUGAAAGAAUAACCUUGCUUUAUGGAAAUUGAAUUAAUGUAUUAUAAUUUGACAUAAAAAAUUGUGUCAUUUUAAAGUAUAUCGAUGGCAAAGUUUAAAAUAGAAAACUCAUCAAAUGGAAUAUAUGAAUAUGUUCCUGUGAUAUUAGGAGAAGAUCACUUUAGUUUAUUGAAUAUAAUGGUAUUAUUAAAAUAGAAACGAAUAGGUUCUUUGUUCUUUGACAAGUUUUGAUAUUUAAAUACAAUAAGUUCAGAAAGAGGAUAAAUAAGCAAUAGAUUAACAUUAACAUAUAAAUAUGAGAUAGUUAUAUAAUAAAGUAUUGGAACCAUUAAAAACAUGUUAUCGAAAUAUGCAAACAUUUUAUUAUAAUAUGGAAUUAGAGAUGGAAAGACCAAGUAGUAGUGGAGGAAUGCAAUAUCAUAUAAGACAAACUAAAAGUUUUUAAGUUUUGCCAUUAUCAAGUGCUGAUUCAUUAUUAAAAAAUGAAUAAAAUACACAGUUAAUUAGUAAAGUGAUGGCAAAUGAGUUUAAGGUAUUACAAAGCACAAUAAAUUAAUUAUGGCAUAAAAUAAUUAUUGGAUUAAAAUUAGGACAUUAAAAAAUAUUAAGACAGUUAAAGAAAGAAUCUUUAACUAAUUUUUAAAGUAGAUAUGCUGCAUUUACUUAAAAAGAAGUCAUUCCAGUCGUAGAUCAUUAAUAUACAAUGAUUCCUUAAUAAUAAAAAUAAAGUUAAGAAUAAGCAGACUUAUAAAGUAAAAGAUUAGAAUAUUAAAAAUUAUUACUUUAAGGACCAUCUAAAAUAGUUGAUUUUAAAAUAAUAGAUGAAAUUAGAGAUAAAUUAAUGAUAGUUGAAAAACAUUAUGUUACAAGAUAAACAUUUUAAUUAUCUAGAUCUAAAUUACAUCUAAUUGUUUUGGUUCAUGGAUAUUAGGGUCAUUCUUAUGAUAUGAGAUUACUUGAAAAUUAUAUGUGUUUAAGAUUUCCUUAACAUAUGUUAUUAGUAUCUCUAUGUAAUUAAUAAAAUACCGAGGGAGAUAUAUUGUAGAUGGGUAAAUAUCUUAGUGAUGAAAUUAAAAAUUAUAUUGCAACAUGGUCUUACACUGAUAAACUUGUAAUAUCAUUUAUUGGACAUUCUUUAGGAGGAUUAAUCAUUAGAGCAGCAUUGCCUUAUUUAGAUUUUGAAUUUCAUACUUAUUUAUCAUUAGGAACACCCCAUCUGGGUAAUGUUACUAAUCAAAGACCCUUAAUUAAAUUUGGUAUGUGGUUUUUUUAAAAAUUAAAGAAAUCCUAAAGUUUAUCUUAAUUAAAUUGUUAUGAUGAUACAUUACUAAAACUAUCUUUAUUCCCAGGAAUGAAUAAGUUUAAGCAUAUCAUUUUAUUUGGUUCACAAUAAGAUCAUUAUGUUAAUAGUGAAAGUAGUCUAUUGAUGAAAGUCUCAGGUAUUGAUAAUGAAUAAAAACAUAAUGAAAUGGCAACUAAUAUUUUAAGAUAAUUACACCAAAAUGAAUUGUUAAGAAUUAGUAUUGAUUACAAAUUUUAUGAUGGGUAUAUGUCUUAAUUUCAUUAUUUUUAGAGAUUUUGAUACAUUUUUAGGAAGAAAAGCUCAUAUAGCCAUCUUGGAAUCGCAUUUCCUCAAUUAAUACAUAAUAUAUAAUUUAGGAGAUUAUUUUAAAUGA